Haliotis rufescens (red abalone) is the source of this 4190-nucleotide messenger RNA. RefSeq lists its product as uncharacterized. Gene Ontology annotation, molecular function: G protein-coupled receptor activity. Gene Ontology annotation, biological process: G protein-coupled receptor signaling pathway. The transcript has a single exon. Gene Ontology annotation, cellular component: membrane. NCBI's taxonomy places the organism in Eukaryota, Metazoa, Mollusca, Gastropoda, Lepetellida, Haliotidae. The record is from RefSeq and is a predicted model, not a curated record. Bases 1131 to 2186 code for a protein of 351 amino acids.
CCACACUGUUCGCUACUGAAGCCCUCGCUAGCUAGAGGCAGAACUAUAUCCAACGCGGAGAUGGAGGGGGCAGUACUGCAUUGCUGGUGGCGAGAGGAGAAGUCGUGGACGUAGUUUCUGCGGAGGAUGAGGACAUACUCAGCGUUUUCAAUUGAUAUGCAGUGUAGUGGCAUGCAUGGACACCAGAUAGGGAAGUGUAUUCACCUGGAAAUGGGUAACAUUUGAGAAUCCCGCAUGAAGACUGAGUUACAAUCUUUCUGUCAUAUAAUAUAAAAGAUUAUUAAAUCUGAACCUACGCCAAUUGGGACCCCACCAUGCUGGUAUUAAGGACUGAUAGUGAAAGAAGUACAGUCCGCAGGUCAGAUGGGUGUUGUGGACAUUAGUAAAGUGAUUAUGAUGUUCCUUUGACGUUUACUGUAAAGAGGAUAUAUUGUACAUAUCAACAAGGAUCUACACCAGACAAGUGGUGACAAAGAAGGAUAAUUAAUCGAUGACAUCUGCUUUGUUGUAGUGAAUGAUUGCCGGGAGGAUUAUAGCUCGGAGAUUAUUCCAGUUCAUGUAGAUUGUUUGAUUUCCUAUGGGAGUACAUCAACAGGCAAUCAGUGAACCCUCCUCGGAAAUGACCUGCAUAUGUCUACACUCACAAAAACGGCAUAAGACAUGUUCUGAAGUACCAUGACUUAUUACGAUAAUUUGAAAGUAUUCGGAAUUUAGGUAUAAAUUUAUAAAAGUAUAUUUUCUUCUUAUCAUAUAUGAUGUGUGACAGUGAAACAUCACUCGGCAAUGGCGUUCUUGACAAGCAUAUUCUUCUGUUAAACUUGCCAGAAGGUAUGCAGCCCAAGUGAAGUCAUUAUCUUGUACCCCGACUAACUUGUAGCCUUUCAUGCCCUUCCUCAACCUCUGCAUUCACUACUGAUUAAAGAUCCUCACACAUCGACCUAAUUUGAGGACUGCAUUGUAGUAUGGUACGAGAUGGGAAACUGUAACGCCAAUGGCUAUAGAACGGGGAUCGGGUUACGGCUAUACAAAUAGGCAACACAGGGACUUGCUUGGAGGAAUGUGAUUUGAUGGUGCUGGAGUGACACGCUGAAUCAGUACACCAAAUGGAUUUAAAGUGAAAAUAAGUCAUUAUGUUGGAGGACACAUUUUCAAAUGUAACCUUUCCAGGUGGAGCCGAGAAUUUGGAAAAACGCCAGUUCCACUGGAUUUUUGUGGUUGUAGAAGUGGCAUUUGACAUAGUGAUAAUCGCUGGUGAUGUUUGUUUACUGUUUCUGUACUUCACUAGGAAGCUGUUGGGACAAUCAACGAACAUAUUGGUAUUUUCGGUAGCUGUUGGUGACCUUAUUACAGCUAUUGUAACAAUACCGUUGGAUAUUGUACAAAAAUUUGUCAACGACCUUUCGCCAUAUCUGUGUAAAAGUUACUUCUAUUUUUCGAACGUAGCACGAACAGCAAUCAGCUACAGCAUUCUAAUGCUAGCUAUGGAGAGAAUCAUGGCCGCUUUAAACCACAAAGUGCGUUUACUGUCUGCAGGAAGAUGCCUCUUUUUCACAAGUCUGAGCUGGUUCUUCGCAGCGUCCUACAAUAUCUGGUCUGUGGUACUGUACUCAACUGAGUACUACACCUUCGACACUCACCUACCUACACGAGUUGCCUUGUGCUUUGUCUCGGAGUCCUUCAUGUAUCUCUACCAGAUAUUUAUUGUCCUGGAUUUCCUUAUCAUUUUCUUAUUUCCAUCAAUCGGAACUUUCGGUCUGUUUGUGAUUUUUGUAACUCGGAAUCGGAAUGCUUAUCAGCCAGGUAGGCCUUACAAACCUUCCAUGUCGGUAAUAGUGUUUACAUUCGCUCUUUUUGUAUGUUUUGUAGCCUGUCACCUACCGCUGGAGAUCAUUUCCUUUUUAAUCGAUCACAGAGCUGCGUCGUUUUUAACAAAUGACGCCAGUGCGUAUAAAGUGCUUCAAAUGUUCUCCUUUACCAGAGGAUUCUGGGACCUCUUUAUUUUCGGUGCCUUUCGGCAUUACGUGUGUAGAAAAGAAAAGGCUUUGGCCCAAAUGCGGGAUCAUAGAACCAAGCAGCAGUGUUUGUCAUUGGAUAUUCCCCAACAAGCUUUUUCUACAAGCUUACUGGACAGUGAUCAGGAGGUGUCUGCUAAGAACUCCCACUCCAGUGGUGACUCACGGCUGUAACUGUAGCAAGGCUGACUUUAAUCUCUGUACGUGUAGCGGUGGCAGUCACAAGAUCACAAGUGCUCUUCAAGCUGCAUGCUCCAUCAUCUGCCACUGACAGGAAGACUUACCCUACACAUGCUUAAAUGUCAGGUUGAUGUGUAUCAAGGAAAACGGAUAAUAACAGGAAAUGUUUUUUUCUUCCGAACACAAUUGCUUUCUCUUAUUUCAUAAAGUAGGACACAUUGUCGUGUUAAUUAGGAUGUCGCUACUAUCGAAUGUACAUAUAAAUGACUAUACAUGCGUGUGUUACGUUUCAAAAUAUAGUAUUUAACAAUGAUCCCAUAAUGCAGACCCAUGCAGUUGUAAACCUUGAAUUCCAAGGGCGAUAUAGGUAUUUCAUGAGCAUAAAUGAUAACGAUGCUUGCCUGUGUUCAGGAUCAGAUUUUGAUUCCAUAUUCAAUUAUUGUAAACUUUCUAUUUCUAAGGUGCAUAUUUUGUUAUUUCUUAUUACUGAACAUUUUAUGACAGGGGUUUCUAAUACAAACUAUGUAUGUAGAAUAUCAGGGAGUACAUACAUAUACUCAUUUCAUCUCAACUCGCUCAGUAUUGUGUAAUACCUAAAGAAGAUGUAUGAACCCUGUGAUAUGUAAAAUGUAGCUUAUCUCCCCAUGACAAUGACUUAUUAUUAAUGACUUAUUGGCAUAUUUUAGUGCAUUAUGUAACACCGCACAGUAUAAUAUGAGUAUAACAUAACAUAUCAGAACUGGGGCCACACAGUUAAACAAUUAUCAUUUUCUCAUGGUAAGGUAGGGUGGCCUAGUUGGUAAAGCGUUCGCUUGUCACGAACCCCGGAUUCGAUUCCCCACAUGUGUUAAGCCGUGGUAUGACUGGAUUAUUACUAAAAGCGGCGUAAACCUCAACUCACGCACUCAUAGUGAGGUACUUACAUGUAUAUGCAAUACAUUAAUAUCCAUAAGAAGUAAAUAUUUUCCGAAGCUGUACACCAAAUUAAAGUAUACAUCUGUUACAGUGCAAGGGCAGUUACAAUAUUGAUGCGGUCUUCCGAAUCUUAAAAUAUAUAAAUCAUGAAUGUUUAAUUGUAAGCGAAAGAUGGUCUUUCAUGGUGUAUUUACACAAUUUCAUCCUUUAUAAUCGUUCGUGUUGAAUUAUAUGUGUCAUAUUACCCACUUUCCAAACUUUUAUUCAUGGGUACAUGUACCAUCCGAUUUUGUGACUUGCUUCAUACUCUUUCUUUUUACUUUUGUUUUGAAUUCUAAGAUACAACGAUGGUGUAUAUCUAUUUUGAUAUGAAAUACAUCAUUUAACAUAUAAAGAUGUUUAUGUUCCGUACAUGAAUGAAGGCUAUCUAAAUAGAGUAUGUUCUCUUCAUAAUGCCACCUUCUAUCCAGAGAAUACCUUGCCCUACAAUUAUCUGUAGACAUGUUGUGGGGAUAAUAGAGAUUGUUGCAAUACAAUAUUUGAAAACAAAUCAACUCAUCACUGUCAGGCUUUGUAGUGAAUAGUAUUUGAUAGGUUCAAAGCUUCUUACUAUUCACUUAAAUGCAGGAAAACAUAGUUACUUCUCCCAUAGUUAUUAUUUCUUUCCCGUGUGAAUUCCAUCAUUGAAUCCUCACUUUUUUCCUCUGAAACAAAGUUGGUAAAUGAUUUGAAUUGUUGAAAUGUUAGCAAAGAACCUUUAAUUAAUUUUAAAUUUUAAUUUUUUAUUUUUUUAAAUUUUAUUCUUUUCGGGGUGGGGGAGAUUCUUAUGGACAGUGAACAGUGGCAUAAUGGAAAGAUCUUCUAUGUGACAAAGUGUCCGGUGUUCGGUGAACUAUAAAUAUGUGGUACUCUGUGAAUCAAUAAUAUACAUACGUCUAUGUACAAAAGGGCAAUAAAUAUUUAUCGCAAUGCUCACGGUGUCAAAUCACAUUAGAGACCAAUGGCAGCGUGGACAUAACAGGUAACUGGGAAAUCCUACAGACUUCUUCUCCCUCCCUUUGAGUUUACGAUGCAACAGCCCGA